Molecule: messenger RNA, 897 nt
Organism: Protopolystoma xenopodis
Lineage: Eukaryota; Metazoa; Platyhelminthes; Monogenea; Polystomatidea; Polystomatidae
Source: the annotation of a GenBank genome assembly
AUGUUUCAUUUUGUACCAAAACCAAAUCUAGUGAACGAUUGCCAAGCUGAAUACCAACGCCUGGACAAAAUUGACGAAGAACAACUGGCUAUGGAGCAUAUUUCUGCGCCCGUGGAUUGGCCGAGUUUUGGGCAUUAUUUCUACUUCCUUUUUGCGCCUACUUUACUCUACCGCGACGUCUAUCCACGCACUGAACGAGUUCGACGGCGUUUCCUACUCACCAACUUGGCUCAGGUGGUUGCCUCCAUCUUCUUCGGCUACCUAGUCCUCACAACCUUUAUCUUUCCUCGCUUUGCAGAACACUUCUGCCUCACUUGGCGGAGUCUCCUCUGCCAUGUCUUCAUUAAUUCUCUGCCCACUCUGGUAGUCAUAAUGCUGGCUUUUUUCUGCUUUCUGCACUCCUGGCUCAACAGCUGGGCAGAAGCAAUGCGGUUUGGUGAUCGCCUCUUUUACCUGGACUGGUGGAAUGGGCGCACAAAUCAGGACUACUUUCGUCUUUGGAAUGUAGUCGUGCAUAAUUGGCUUUAUACCUACGUCUACCGAGACCUCCAAUUGAUUCUACUCCGACGACAGCGACUCCUGGCAGCUGCAGUCGUCUUCUUAUUGUCUGCUUCUAUCCAUGAGUACGUGAUGGCUCUGUCAUUUGGUUUCUGUCUUCCGGUGAUGUUCAUCAUUUUAGGCUUCUUUAAUUUCUUUCUUUUCUCCCUCUCUCAGCAAGGUCUUCAAGGUAAUCUUCUCUACUGGCUCUUUCUAUCCAUACUUAACUCUGUCACCAUGAUGUUUUAUACCAUGGAGUGGUAUGCUCGAGUGAAUUCCACAUCUGGUAUGAAGAGUUUCUGGUUUCCGGAAACCAUGCGUUGUGGUUACAAGUCCCCUCAAGCUGGGGUUACCAAGUGA